Messenger RNA from Cryptotermes secundus, 2244 nucleotides. RefSeq names its product dipeptidase 1. Gene Ontology annotation, molecular function: metallodipeptidase activity. The record is from RefSeq and is a predicted model, not a curated record. Gene Ontology annotation, biological process: proteolysis. The transcript has 12 exons. NCBI's taxonomy places the organism in Eukaryota, Metazoa, Arthropoda, Insecta, Blattodea, Kalotermitidae. Bases 624 to 1934 code for a protein of 436 amino acids.
CUCGCGUUGCUAUCACUGCUCAGUAGGAGCGCUACUUCCACCCAGAUUGGUCGUAUGGGGAGAGGUUGUCGCAGUAUGGGGCUCCUUAUCGUGACGCAUAAUUAGCUACCGGGAUCACGGUGAUUGGUGAUUAGACAAUUAAGAGUGUAAUGUGAAAUAUUAAAUUUUCGUAAAUUAUGACUCUUGUCACGCCGAUCAACAUGUGCCGCACUUGAACAGUUUAAGAUAAUCUGAAACCUACUUAUAUAUAUAAAAAUGCCCAACGAUGACAUGGACUGAGUCAUCAGAUCGCCAUCCUGUUAGCUCCUCAAGAACAUUUGAAUCUAAGCAUCCAGACUGACUUUGGCGCCUGCGUAUCCUACUUCUGAGCGUGUAGAUGAGCAUAUCCCACAGAGGUUAAAGCGGUCACAACGUGAAGUUCACCAUUGACAAUCUAAAUUUCACACUACUGCAGGAUUUAUGAAUGCGUGUGCUCUACAUCCAUUGUCCACACUUCUUCACGGCGUGGUGCUUAAGUAACUGAAUAUAUGAGUGGAGAAGAUGAGGGAACAGUAAACUUGAGUACAGAGCUCCAGAUGUGGUGUUGCCAUCCGUAAAUUUCAGGAGACGUGUGCGGCCCGAGCAUGCGCAUAGUUGUGCUGUGGCUGCUGUUGCUACAGUUACAGGCGGGCCGGGUCGGGCUUGGACAACACCUUGAAGCCCGCCUGGACACAGUGCGCAGAAUUUUGCACGAGGUUCCACUCGUAGACGGACACAACGAUCUUCCCUGGAAUAUCCGGAAAUUCCUAAAGAAUCAACUAGUUAACUUCCGGUUCGCAGAAGACCUACGAGAAAUGUCUCCCUGGUCACGGAGCUCUUGGUCUCACACCGAUCUGCUGAGGCUUCGAGAAGGCAUGGUGGCCGCUCAGUUCUGGUCGGCCUAUGUUCCAUGUUCGACCCAGCAUCUGGAUGCGGUGCAACUAGCGUUAGAACAAAUUGACGUCAUCCGACGGCUGGUAGCGAAGUAUCCCACGUACAUGACCUUGGUUACAACUACAGAAGGUAUCGAGAGGGCUCACGAAUCCGGCUUACUAGCCAGCCUCAUCGGAGUAGAGGGUGGUCACGCCAUAGGCACAAGUCUUGGGGUGCUGAGGAUGCUGUACCAGCUAGGGGCACGAUACCUCACCCUGACACACACCUGCAACACCCCUUGGGCAGACUGCUCAAUAGCGGACGAGCCAGGUCACCUUCCCCACAUCGGCGGCCUCUCGCCCUUCGGAACGCUAGUUGUGAGGGAGAUGAAUCGCCUUGGCAUGAUGGUGGAUUUGUCUCACGUGUCUGUACCAACAAUGCUAGAUGCACUGCGAAUGAGUCGAGCCCCUGUUAUAUUCUCUCAUUCCUCGGCGCAUGCGCUUUGCAACAGUUCCCGUAACGUGCCUGACCACGUCCUCAGAUUAUUGGCUGAGAACGGUGGUCUCAUGAUGGUGGCCUUCUACCCUCACUUCAUCAGUUGCAGCGAGUCAGCGACGCUUCAAGACGUUGUCGCACACCUCUGGGCUUGGAGGACGUGUCGCGUUACCCCUACCUCCUGGCGGAGUUGCUGGGCUCCGGUCGCUGGACGGAAGCAGAUCUGCAGAAGCUUGUGGGCAAAAAUCUCAUUCGAGUGUUCAGGAAAGUGGAAGAGGUUCGUGACAGAUUGCUGGCGAACGGCGAAGAACCAAUUGAUGAACGGAUCCCAGUUCAGGAUGUAUAUGGGAGGACAUACUGUCGUUACCCGGAAACGUGAUAAUGGACGUAACAUUUGUGUUUUCAAUAAUGUGAAGUUCGGUGACGGGGAGGGACACGGCUCUUUCUACUUUCCGUUACGAUCGAAGAUGUCGGUGAGUGCGUCUGUUCCGGGUUUGAGUACUGUUUCUACCUGUUAUGCAAUAUACGUGAACUCCAUUUCCCAGUGAGCUAAUGAAUGAAUCAACUGCUCCUAUACUUGUUUCGGGCGCAAAGCAAGAAUUAUUUAAAUUAAUGAGAAAGAAAAGUUAUAUUACCUCUGUAAAUAUGCUUAAAAUUAACAAGAUUGAUAGAAAUACAUACAGUAUUACUUAUGUAUAUUGAAUGCACAUUUUUAUACAAUGUGUCAUAUUUUAGAAAUGUAAUUAAAAUUUGUACAUCCAAUUUACAUGAUUAUGAACAGCAAAACAACAACAUUAUCUAAGUUAAUUUUUGUUGUUUUAGUAAGUAAUGGAGAAUGUUAUUGCAUUUUAUUUCUGC